This is a messenger RNA of Ahaetulla prasina, 5201 nucleotides long. RefSeq names its product DS cell adhesion molecule (gene DSCAM). The transcript is spliced from 27 exons. NCBI's taxonomy places the organism in Eukaryota, Metazoa, Chordata, Lepidosauria, Squamata, Colubridae. Bases 145 to 4638 code for a protein of 1497 amino acids. Gene Ontology annotation, biological process: axon guidance; dendrite self-avoidance; homophilic cell-cell adhesion. Gene Ontology annotation, molecular function: cell-cell adhesion mediator activity. Gene Ontology annotation, cellular component: plasma membrane; axon. The record is from RefSeq and is a predicted model, not a curated record.
CACCUCUGAAGGGAAUGUAGUCAGCUACCUAAACAUCUCCAGUACUCAGGUCCGAGAUGGUGGAGUAUAUCGUUGUACUGCCAACAACUCAGCUGGAGUCGUCCUCUACCAGGCUCGAAUAAACGACCAGCCAGCAUUCGGCCAAUGAAAAACAUUACAGCAAUAGCAGGGCGGGAUACCUUCAUUCACUGUCGUGUCAUUGGUUACCCUUAUUACUCAAUCAAGUGGUAUAAGAAUUCUAAUCUGCUCCCUUUUAAUCAUCGUCAAGUAGCAUUUGAAAACAAUGGAACACUGAAGCUCUCAGAUGUGCAGAAGGAGGUAGAUGAGGGGGAAUACACAUGCAAUGUUCUGGUUCAGCCCCAACUGUCCACUAGCCAGAGUGUACACGUGACAGUAAAAGUGCCACCUUUUAUCCAGCCCUUUGAAUUUCCAAGGUUCUCUAUCGGCCAGCGAGUCUUCAUUCCAUGCGUUGUGGUCUCAGGGGACUUGCCUAUUACAAUCACCUGGCAGAAGGACGGUAGGCCAAUCCCAGCCAGUCUUGGGGUGACCAUUGACAACAUUGACUUCACCAGCUCCUUAAGGAUUUCUAAUCUUUCCCUUAUGCACAAUGGAAACUAUACCUGUAUAGCAAGAAAUGACGCAGCAGCUGUGGAGCACCAAAGCCAAUUAAUUGUUAGAGUUCCCCCCAGAUUUGUGGUUCAGCCAAUUGAUCAAGAUGGGAUAUAUGGAAAAGCUGUGAUCCUCAACUGCUCUGCAGAAGGCUAUCCUGUUCCUACCAUUGUCUGGAAGUACUCUAAAGGUGCUGGAGUUCCCCAGUUCCAACCAAUUGCCUUGAAUGGGCGUAUCCAGCUUCUGACAAAUGGCUCCUUGUUGAUCAAGCAUGUUCUGGAAGAAGAUAGUGGAUACUACCUCUGCAAGGUCAGCAAUGAUGUGGGGGCUGACGUCAGCAAGUCCAUGUACCUCACUGUUAAAAUUCCUGCUAUGAUAACCUCCUAUCCAAAUACCACCUUGGCAACACAGGGUCAAAAGAAAGAGAUGAGUUGCACAGCUCAUGGGGAAAAACCCAUCAUAGUCCGCUGGGAGAAAGAAGAUAGGAUAAUUAAUCCCGAAAUGUCCCGCUAUUUUGUUUCUACAAAAGAAGUGGGUGAUGAAGUCAUCUCUACUUUACAGAUUUUGCCAACAGUGCGAGAAGAUUCUGGUUUCUUCUCCUGCCAUGCCAUCAAUUCAUAUGGAGAGGAUCGUGGAAUAAUUCAGCUCACUGUGCAAGAACCUCCAGAUCCUCCAGAAAUAGAAAUUCGAGAAGUGAGAGCACGUAGCAUUGCCCUAAGAUGGACCAUGGGAUUUGAUGGAAAUAGUCCAAUCACAGGCUAUGAUAUAGAAUGCAAAAACAAGUCUGACUCCUGGGAUUCUGUCCAAAGAACCAAAGAUGUUUCCCCACAGCUGAAUCAAGCCACAAUCAUUGACCUACAUGCUUCUUCCACCUACAACAUCCGCAUGUAUGCAAAAAAUCGGAUUGGCAAAAGUGAAGCCAGCAAUGAACUCACUAUCACCACCGAUGAAGCAGCUCCUGAUGGACCACCUCAAGAUGUUCAUCUUGAGCCCAUAUCUUCACAAAGCAUUAGGGUAACCUGGAAGGCGCCAAAGAAGCAUUUGCAAAAUGGAGUUAUUCGUGGUUAUCAGAUUGGUUACCGGGAAUACAGCGCAGGAGGCAAUUUCCAGUUCAACAUCAUCAGUAUUGAUACUACUGGAGACAGUGAAAUUUAUACCUUAGAUAACCUUAAAAAAUUCACACAAUAUGGCAUGGUUGUGCAAGCAUGUAAUCGAGCUGGAAUAGGACCAUCUUCUCAAGAAAUUAUCACUACUACUCUUGAGGAUGUUCCUAGUUCCCCUCCGGAGAAUGUCCAAGCCAUUGCUACAUCACCAGAAACCAUCUCUAUCACCUGGUCCACUCUGGCCAAAGAUGCCCUCAAUGGAAUUCUACAGGGAUUUAGGGUCAUAUACUGGGCUAAUCUUCUGGAUGGAGAGCUGGGAGAAAUUAAAAAUGUCACUACGGUACAACCAUCAUUAGAGCUUGAUGGUUUGGAAAAAUAUACCAACUAUAGCAUCCAGGUAUUGGCAUUCACACGAGCUGGAGAUGGGGUCAGGAGCGAACAGAUUUUCACAAGGACAAAGGAAGAUGUUCCAGGUCCUCCUGCUGGAGUUAAAGCAGCUGCAGCAUCAGCUUCUACUGUGUUUGUAUCUUGGCUGCCUCCCAACAAAUUAAAUGGUGUCAUCCGAAAAUAUACUGUAUUCUGCUCUCAUCCAUAUCCCACAGUAAUCAGCGAAUUUGAAGCUUCUCCUGACUCAUUUUCCUACAGAAUCCCUAAUUUGAGCCGGAAUCGACAAUACAGCGUCUGGGUUGUGGCUGUAACAGCUGCAGGAAGGGGCAACAGCAGCGAAAUCAUCACUGUGGAACCAUUAGCUAAAGCUCCAGCCAGAAUUUUGACAUUCAGUGGCACAGUAACGACCCCAUGGAUGAAGGAUAUUAUUCUCCCUUGUAAAGCUGUUGGAGAUCCUGUACCUACUGUUAAAUGGAUGAAAGAAAGUAACGGGACACCCAGUCUAGUGAUGAUUGAUGGGCGAAGAAGCAUCUUUAGCAAUGGCAGUUUUGUUAUCCAUACUGUGAAAGCAGAAGAUUCAGGAUAUUACAGUUGUGUGGCUACUAAUAACUGGGGAUCAGAUGAAAUUAUUUUGAAUUUGCAAGUUCAAGUUCCACCUGACCAGCCUAGACUUACUGUAUCCAAAACCACCUCUUCCUCCAUCACUCUUUCUUGGAUACCUGGAGACAAUGGAGGCAGCUCUAUUCGAGGCUAUAUACUGCAGUACUCUGAAGACAACAGUGAACAAUGGGGUAGUUUUCCUAUUAGCCCUAGUGAACGUUCCUAUCGAUUGGAAACAUUGAAGUGUGGCACGUGGUACAAGUUUACUCUGACAGCUCAGAAUGGAGUGGGACCAGGCCGUAUCAGUGAGAUCAUAGAGGCCAAAACACUUGGGAAAGAACCACAGUUUUCAAAAGAACAAGAACUCUUUGCCAGUAUUAACACCACUCGAGUAAGAUUGAAUCUUAUUGGCUGGAAUGAUGGUGGUUGUCCAAUCACCUCCUUUAUUCUGGAAUAUAGGCCAUUUGGGACAACAGUAUGGACUACUGCACAACGAACGUCACUUACCAAAUCAUAUAUAGUAUAUGAUCUUCAGGAGGCAACUUGGUAUGAGCUGCAGAUGAGAGUCUGUAACAGUGCUGGCUGUGCUGAAAAACAGGCCAAAUUUGCAACACUCAACUAUGAUGGGAGUACAAUCCCUCCACUCAUUAAAUCAGUUGUCCAAAGUGAGGAAGGUCUGGCAACCAAUGAAGGGCUAAAGAUGCUGGUGACAAUUUCCUGUAUCUUGGUUGGGGUCUUGCUGCUUUUUGUGCUUCUGCUGGUUGUAAGAAGGAGACGGAGGGAACAGAGACUGAAAAGACUCAGAGAUGCAAAAAGUUUGGCUGAAAUGCUUAUGAGCAAGAACACAAGGACAUCGGAUACACUUAACAAGCAACAACAGACACUCAGGAUGCAUAUAGAUAUUCCCAGAGCUCAGCUUCUCAUUGAAGAAAGAGAUACAAUGGAAACCAUUGAUGACAGAUCUACAGUCUUGCUAACUGAUGCUGAUUUUGGAGAGACAUCAAAACAGAAAUCAUUGACAGUUACUCAUACAGUACAUUAUCAGUCAGUCUCACAAGCCACUGGGCCACUGGUGGAUGUUUCUGAUGCCAGACCAGGAACAAAUCCUACAACAAGAAGGAAUGCAAAAGCUGGGCCUACAGCCCGGAACAGAUAUGCUAGCCAAUGGACUCUCAAUAGACCCCAUCCUACAAUAUCAGCCCACACUUUAACAACAGACUGGAGGCUGCCAACUCCCAGGGCCACAGGGUCUGUUGAUAAAGAAAGCGACAGCUACAGUGUUAGUCCAUCGCAAGAUACAGAUCGAGCAAGAAGCAGCAUGGUCUCCACAGAAAGUGCCUCCUCCACAUAUGAAGAGCUAGCCAGAGCAUAUGAACAUGCCAAGAUGGAAGAGCAGCUGCGGCAUGCAAAGUUUACCAUCACAGAAUGCUUCAUAUCAGACACCUCAUCAGAGCAGCUUACGGCAGGGACUAAUGAAUAUACAGACAGCCUGACCUCAAGCACCCCAUCCGAAUCAGGGAUUUGCAGAUUCACUGCAUCUCCUCCCAAACCUCAGGACGGAGGACGCGUGACAAACAUGGCUGUUCCAAAGGCACAUCGGCCAGGUGACCUCAUGCAUUUGCCACCGUAUCUUCGGAUGGACUUUUUGUUAAACCGAGGCGUUCCAGGCACUAGCAGAGACUUGGGACAGACCUGCCUGGAACCCCAAAAAAGCCGAACCUUGAAGCGCCCAGCCGUUUUGGAGCCAGUCCCUGUGGAGGCUUCCUCCACGAGAGAAGCACAGUCAUGGCAAUCUGGUGGCGUAGCAACAUUACCUCAGCGAGAAGGAGCUGAGCUAGGACAGGCAGCGAAAAUGAGCAGUUCCCAAGAAUCCCUCCUGGACUCUCGGAGCCACUUAAAAGGAAACAAUCCCUACGCAAAAUCUUAUACCCUUGUAUAACGAAAAGAGAGCAUGGCUGGACAGUGGCUGUACAUACUUAAUAAUUAUUUAAAAAUCCAAUCAAAGCUACCUUUUUUAUUGAAUACCAAUAUUUAUAAUUAAAGAAGAAGAUUGCCAAAAUAUUUGGGACAAAAAUGCAACUGACAGACAGUGCAAAGACUCUCCUGCUUUUUUUCUGUCUGAGUGUGAGCUUCAUCUGAAUGAACCUCCUCAAUUUUUUAAGAAAAGGGAGUCCACUUUUUUCUGAUAUUCACAAGCUUUUGUGUUUUUACUGAUUUUCUACAAAGUGCAUGGGGACUAAAUAAAAUAUUUUAAACUGGGAGUUCCAUCACACACAAUUAAGAAAGAAAACAAUUUUAAAAAAGGAAAGCACUCUAUUUGUGAAUUUAACAGGGAUAUUUAUUUUUAAAAAGGCAAAAAAAGUCUUUUGUCAUGUUUUGCACAUUUUUUUUAAACUAGCAAAUGGGUCGUUGAUCAAUUCUUUUUUCUCUGUUAAUUAGAAUGAGUGCUGUGUGUCAGUGAAGUGGGGAAGGGAAGGGGCAUCGAUUUGAUUUGGCAUCGCU